Opisthocomus hoazin is the source of this 1024-nucleotide messenger RNA. NCBI's taxonomy places the organism in Eukaryota, Metazoa, Chordata, Aves, Opisthocomiformes, Opisthocomidae. The record is from RefSeq and is a predicted model, not a curated record.
GAGUGCCACCAGGCAGAAGGCAGAGAUGACCAAGGAAGAAGACCUACCAGACUGGAACUCAUCCAAGGAGUUCUAUGAAAAAUAUGAGCCGAAGGAGGUUUUGGGCAGGGGGGUGAGCAGCGUCGUCCGUCGGUGCAUUCACAAAAGCACCCGGCAAGAGUAUGCUGUGAAGAUUAUUGACAUCACGGCUACCUCCCCCCCGAGGGGGGUGCAGAACCUGCAAAAAGCCACUGCCAAAGAGAUCGACAUUCUCCGGAAAGUCUCGGGCCACCCCAACGUCAUCCAGCUGAAGGACAGCUAUGAAUCCAGCACCUUCUUCUUCUUGGUGUUUGACCUGAUGAAGAGGGGGGAACUCUUCGACUACCUCACUGAGAAAGUCACCUUGAGCGAGAAGGAAACCAGGAAGAUCAUGCGGGCACUGCUGGAAGUGAUCCAGUACCUCCACUCCAUCAACAUCGUCCACCGGGACCUGAAGCCAGAGAACAUCCUCCUGGAUGACGACAUGAACAUUAAGCUGACGGACUUCGGCUUCUCCUGCCAGCUGCGUGAGGACGAGAAGCUCAAAGAGAUCUGUGGCCCGCCUGGCUACCUGGCCCCCGGGGUGGACCCGCGGCAGCGGUACACGGCCGGCGAGGCGCUGGCCCACCCCUUCUUCCAGCAGUACGACGUGGAGGAGGUCCGGCACUUCAGCCCCUUCCGGAAAUUCAAGGUGAUCUGCCUGACCGUCCUGGCGUCAGUCCGCAUCUACUACCAGUACCGGCUGGGGGGGGCGGUCACCAGGGAGCUGGUGGUGCGGGACCCAUACGCCCUGAAGCCCGUCCGCAAGCUGAUCGAUGCCUGCGCCUUCAGGACCUACCGGCACUGGGUGAAGAAGGGGGAGGCGCAGAACAGAGCCGCUCUCUUCGAGAACACCUGCAAGGCCAUUUUGCUGACCCUGGCAGCCGAGGAAGGGCUGUUUUGAUGGCCACUGCGUAAGCUGAUGAGUUUGCUCAGAGUUAAGGCGAGUAAAAUCUUUGAAAACCAA